GAACCCAGACAAUGUAUACCACCACAGGUACAGUACAAAUAAGAUAUUAAUAAAAAAACACAUGUAAAUUUAUAUAUGUUUUGUUAGCAUUAUAGAAUUAUUGCCAAUAAAACAAGCGAAGGAUUUAGUGCCUGGUUUUUGUUGCUCGGAGUUGUUUCGGGUACGUCUAGUUUUUUAAACAUUAUACUAUUACAAUGGGAUGCUGUCAUGUGUUGCAAAUCGCUUACAACAGGUGCUUGUAUCGAGGGAUUGAUGGGUAUCGUUCAAAUCGGACUUCAAUGGGCCUGCUUUUGUUUAGUUUUCACUCUAUUUUUACUUUACUUUCCUGAAAGCAAAAAGCGUGAAAUUCAUUCACCUACUUUGGUGGUAGACUUACCAAGCAAGUUAGAAACCCCUAUUACCAACGAAUGGCGAGUUUCUUUGAUUGUUGCUGCUACGUGCAUAGGUCAUCUUGCUAUUUCAUUCUUUAUCUCCGUGAUACUUUUAGUGUUUGUGGGAGGACCUGAGCACUGGCAAACAAACUAUUGGGCUGCCUUUUUAGGAGUUUUGAGUAUGGUCCUUGCUUCACUCCAAUAUUUGCCUCAAAUUUACAAGACAUGGAAAAGCAAGACUGUAGGAGCUUUAAGUAUACCUAUGAUGAUGUUACAAACUCCCGGUACGGUACUAUUCGUGUACUCUUUGGUUGUACGCCCCGGAACCAACUGGACCGCAUGGCUCACUUAUAUGGUUACCGGCAUCUUACAAGGCACCCUCUUAACUUUGUGUAUCACUUGGCACUUUAGAAAUAAGCGACUUGGUAUCCGAGAUCUUGACACUCCUGCCACAGAUGUAGAUGCUACGGAAACAACUCGUCUUUUACAAUAAAAAACCAUUUUUAUUUUACUGUA
This is a messenger RNA of Mucor mucedo, 887 nucleotides long. RefSeq lists its product as uncharacterized. The transcript has 5 exons. The record is from RefSeq and is a predicted model, not a curated record. Bases 208 to 864 code for a protein of 218 amino acids. Lineage: Eukaryota; Fungi; Mucoromycota; Mucoromycetes; Mucorales; Mucoraceae.